This is a messenger RNA of Colletotrichum lupini, 891 nucleotides long. RefSeq lists its product as uncharacterized. The transcript is spliced from 8 exons. NCBI's taxonomy places the organism in Eukaryota, Fungi, Ascomycota, Sordariomycetes, Glomerellales, Glomerellaceae. The record is from RefSeq and is a predicted model, not a curated record. The coding region runs from base 1 to 891 and encodes 296 amino acids.
AUGACAUUCGAUGCUUCUUCAAAUUGGAAGAUGCCAAGAUUCAAGGCCAUGUUUUCCAACAUAUCAUUGACGCAAUUGAUAGCAUUCCACAAUCGCUCAACACCCUUGAAGUCGCAUUUUGCCAAUCACCAGCAAAGAGCGCUGAUCGAUGAUUACAUCUCCAACCUAAUCAACUCUACAACGCUCAAUCUCGAAUCAGAUCUCCGGGUUACAGUCGUAGUCGUGGUCAUGGGUGGCCGCAUCAUGCACCCUCCAAUAACCGCCCCCAAACGCGGUAUCGUCGCAUUUUCUCGUCUCUCUCGGCGCCUAUCCUCGUCUCUCCCUUCAGCAGCCCUGCGAGCCCGCGUGCCAAAUAUCGCUCAGUCGAGGGGAUGGGAUGGGAUGCAGGUAGGUGAGACGCAUCGCGUUCGCCUGGCCGCCGUUCAUGCCACCUACCCGCACCGCGCCCCCUUCUCACAUGGAAAGCGUUUCCCACCCCCGUCUCUGUUAAGUUCCGUCAUGUCUCGGCUCUACUGCCUGGUAGGGCUGGCUCGACACAUGCGCCAACACAACGGCCGCCACUUGGUAAUCAGUUGCGGUCUUGGCCAUCAGCAGGAGUAUCAGGCCGUGUUCAAAAUCACGCCUAAAUUCUAUGCAUGGCAUCAUAUUACGAGGCACGUAGGCGACCUUACCUUGCCUUACUUCGCAUACGUACGAAAAUACCCUUAUCACCUUCUCGAAUUUACCGAGACUGCACGCUCAGGCGCAAAGGAGGUGGGGGGAGGCACUGCGAAUGAUCAUCAAUUCACUUUCCGCGUCAUCCCCCUCUUCUUGUGGCCGUAUUUGUACAAUCGUACCGGCGAAUGUCACCUCUAUCAAUCCCGCAUACAAAGUACAGUUAUUGGUCAAUAA